AUGGAGCAGGACGAUCAGAUGCUGAUCAAACUAGUUGAAGAAGAUUGGCCGGAGGAUGACGAACAUCAAAACGACCCAGAAAUGGAAGUCUGUGAAAGUCAAAGCAACAAAAAGAGACGGAGAGAAGAACUGAAUGAGGCACUUGGAAAAGGGAGUGAACACCUGCCACCUAUACAUCCGGAUAAUGGCCCGUUUGGGAAGGAAGCCACACAAGAUGAGUUUCUUUACGAUGAUCGGUGGACCAAAGAGGUCGACAACCUGUUUAUAGACCUCCUUGUAGAGGCCCACUUUGGUCUUGAAUGGAGAAAUGACAGACCAGGGUCGAAUGUCUUCGCCUACUGCCGCGGUGUAUUGGUUAUAGAUCUCGGGGAAAACUUCACGGUGGCUGAAGUCGAGGAAAGGUUCGAUUUCCUUCACAAGCGUUUUUGA
Striga asiatica is the source of this 429-nucleotide messenger RNA. Lineage: Eukaryota; Viridiplantae; Streptophyta; Magnoliopsida; Lamiales; Orobanchaceae. The record is from the annotation of a GenBank genome assembly.